GGAACAUUCCACAACAACAAAAUUCAUAAAUAAAAAGCCUUUGUUGGAGAAGGAAUCUGAAGAAAGAUGCAGAGCUGCAGGGAUUGAUGAAUGUUUGACAGAUAGUGAGGAAAGGAGCUUUGCAGCAGCAUUCCUACUGUGCUGAGCUGCGUGACUGGUCUCUGCAAGCAGAGGGAGGAGAGAAGGAAGGGAUGAAGGAAGGAGAGAAAGAAGGGGGAGGGGAGGCGAGUCAGUGCAGUGCUAGCUGAGUGGAUGGGAAGCAGCCGCGGCGCAGGCAGCAGCGGCAGCAGCAUCAGCACCACUCUCCCUUUGUGGAUGCUGGAGGCAGUCUCGUUGCUGCACCCAGAGAAGACGUGUCCCUUGCUCUCUCUGUAUAUGCAUGGCGUGGCCGAAAGAAGAGAGGCAGUGAAGUGACAGGGCUUGGGGCACAGCAGAGGGAGGCAGGAGGAGGAAACAGGGACAACCUGUGGUAGUAGUGAGGAGGGCUGGAGCGACAGCAACAGUAGCAGCGGCAUCAUGGCACAAGCUGCCAAGCAGCUCCGUAAGACCAAGGACCUCGCCGAGGCCGCCGCCCAGGAGCAGAGGGAGAAGGAGGAGGAAAAGAUCAAAAAGAGGAAUCGAUCUAGGGACCGCAGACGCAAGGCCGAUGCAGCCACCAGUUUUUUGCGUGCAGCUCGUUCGGGGAAUCUGGACAAGGCUCUAGAUCACAUCAGGAACGGGAUUGACAUCAACAUAGCUAAUCAAAAUGGUCUUAACGGGUUACACCUGGCCUCUAAAGAAGGUCAUGUCAAAAUGGUUCUGGAGCUGCUGCAUUGUGGGAUUGAGCUGGAAGCAACCACCAAGAAAGGGAACACUGCUCUCCACAUUGCAGCGCUGGCAGGGCAGGAGAAAGUGGUGGCUGAACUUGCCCGCUAUGGUGCCAACGUUAAUGCCCAGUCCCAUAAAGGGUUCAGUCCACUCUACAUGGCAGCACAAGAGAACCAUUUAGAGGUGGUCAAGUUUCUCCUUGAGAAUGGUGCAAAUCAGAGUCUUCCAACUGAGGAUGGCUUCACUCCCCUCGCAGUGGCCCUCCAGCAGGGCCACGAAAAUGUUGUAGCGCUGCUAAUCAACUACGGCACUAAGGGCAAGGUCCGCCUGCCGGCGCUUCAUAUCGCUGCACGAAACGACGACACACGCACUGCCGCAGUCCUCCUGCAGAACGACCCCAACCCUGAUGUACUCAGCAAGACCGGUUUCACACCUCUCCAUAUUGCAGCUCACUAUGAAAACAUGAGUGUAGCCCAGCUGCUGCUGAACAGAGGAGCUAAUGUAAAUUUCACCCCCAAGAAUGGGAUCACACCUCUUCAUAUAGCAUCCAGGAGGGGGAAUGUGAUGAUGGUCAGAUUACUGUUGGACAGAGGAGCACAGAUUGAUGCUAAAACAAAGGACGAGCUGACUCCUCUUCACUGUGCAGCCAGGAAUGGUCAUGUUCGCAUCAUUGAGAUUCUGUUGGAACACGGUGCUCCCAUCCAAGCUAAAACCAAGAACGGUCUGUCCCCAAUUCACAUGGCAGCUCAAGGGGAUCACAUGGACUGUGUCAGGCAGCUACUGCAAUACAACGCUGAGAUUGAUGACAUCACACUGGACCAUCUGACCCCACUUCAUGUAGCAGCCCACUGUGGUCACCACCGCAUGGCCAAAGUCUUACUGGACAAGGGGGCCAAAGCCAACGCUCGUGCUCUGAAUGGCUUCACACCUCUUCAUAUCGCUUGCAAGAAGAACCACAUGCGGUCCAUGGACCUGCUACUGAAGCACUCGGCAUCCCUGGAAGCUGUCACAGAGUCUGGUCUCACUCCUCUUCAUGUAGCAUCGUUCAUGGGCCACCUGAACAUAGUGAAGAACCUGCUCCAAAGAGGGGCUUCACCUAAUGCUUCCAAUGUGAAAGUGGAGACUCCUCUCCAUAUGGCCUCCAGAGCAGGACACUGUGAAGUCGCUCAGUUCCUGCUACAAAACGCAGCACAAGUGGAUGCAAAGGCAAAGGACGAUCAGACGCCCCUGCACUGUGCAGCUCGCAUGGGCCACAAGGAGCUCGUCAAGUUGCUCCUGGACCACAAAUCCAACCCAGACUCAGCUACGACUGCAGGACACACGCCUUUACACAUUGCUGCGCGGGAGGGGCAUGUUCAUACCAUUCGGAUAUUGCUAGAUGCUGGUGCGCAGCAAGUCAAGAUGACAAAGAAAGGUUUCACUCCCCUACAUGUGGCAUCUAAGUAUGGAAAGGUGGAUGUAGCAGAGCUUCUUCUGGAAAGAGGCGCCAACCCUAACGCAGCAGGAAAAAACGGUCUGACACCCCUUCAUGUGGCCGUCCAUCACAACAACAUGGCUGUUGUUAAACUCCUGGUCAACAAGGGAGGAUCUGCUCACAGCACAGCCAGAAAUGGAUACACGCCUCUGCACAUAGCGGCCAAGCAGAACCAGAUGGAGGUGGCCAGUUGUCUUCUUCAAAAUGGGGCAUCGCCGAACGCUGAAUCCAUCCAAGGCAUUACGCCCUUACACCUGGCCUCGCAGGAGGGUCGGCCAGACAUGGCGUCUCUGCUCAUCUCCAAACAGGCCAACGUUAAUCUGGGAAACAAGAAUGGACUGACCCCUCUGCAUCUUGUAGCUCAGGAGGGUCAUGUAGGCAUUGCUGACACGUUGGUCAAACACGGAGCCUCUGUUUAUGCUGCUUCACGAAUGGGCUACACUCCCCUUCACGUGGCCUGUCACUAUGGCAACAUAAAGAUGGUGAAGUUCCUUCUGCAGCAGCAGGCUCAUGUGAACGCCAAAACAAGGAUGGGCUACACCCCCUUACACCAGGCAGCCCAACAGGGCCACACGGAUAUCGUCACCCUGCUGCUGAAACAUGGAGCGCUGCCCAAUGAAAUUACAUCGAAUGGGACAUCUCCCUUGGGCAUUGCGAAGCGUCUUGGUUAUAUUUCUGUCAUUGAUGUGCUAAAGCUGGUUACUGAGGAGUCUGUUUCCAUUAUCACCACAGAGAAACAUCGGAUGAGCUUUCCUGAGACAGUAGAUGAGAUUCUGGAUGUUUCUGAAGAUGAAGGUGUUGCCCAGCUGACCCUAGGAGAUGAGCUGCUUGGACUGGAUGGAGCACGAUAUUUAAAACUCGAUGACUUCAAGGACCAGGACGAUGACUUUCUGUCCCCAAAGAAAACCCUCAGAGACUUUGAUGGUGGCACGGGCACCACGCCAUAUUCUCCAGCUAUUCCUAGAAUUCCCUGUGUGUCACCAGAGACGGUACAGCUGGAUCAGCACACCCCCAUCCCUCUGCCUAAAGAGUACGAUGAAGACUCGCUCAUCCCCAGCAGUCCAGCUACUGAGACAUCAGACAACGUCAGCCCAGUGGCCAGCCCCAUCCACACAGGGUUCUUGGUGAGCUUCAUGGUGGAUGCACGAGGAGGCUCCAUGCGGGGAAGUAGGCACCAUGGCCUGCGGGUGAUCAUCCCUCCUCGGACCUGCGCUGCACCAACGCGGAUCACCUGUCGUCUUGUGAAACCUCAGAAGCUGACCACGCCUCCUCCACUGGUGGAGGGGGAGGGACUGGCGAGCCGCAUCAUCUCCCUGGGGCCUUCCAGUAUGCAGUUCCUUGGCCCUGUAAUAGUAGAAAUUCCUCACUUUUCCUCACUGGCUCGGGGGGAUCGAGAGCUUGUGAUCCUCCGUAGUGAAAACGGCUCGGUCUGGAAGGAGCAUCGCAAUCGCUAUGGCGACGAAGUGCUGGAAACUAUCCUAAAUGGCAUGGAUGAAGAGCUGGAGAGUCAAGAGGAGCUGGAGAAGAAGAGAAUCCGUCGAAUCAUCUCCACCGACUUCCCCCUCUACUUUGCUGUGGUCUCUCGCAUUCAGCAGGAAAGUGAUCUUAUUGGUCCAGAAGGCGGCCGGCUGAGCAGCAAACUGGUGCCACGCGUGGAGGCCAUUUUCCCCGAGACGGCCGUUACCAAGAGAGUGAGGCUGGGACUGCAGGCACAGCCGAUCCCUGAUGAGCUGCUGACCAGACAGCUCGGAAACCAAGCAACUUUUAGCCCAGUGGUUACCAUCGAACCACGACGGCGCAAGUUUCACCGUCCAAUUGGACUGCGGAUUCCUUUACCCCCAUCUUGGAGGGAAAGUCCACGCGAUGCAGGCGAGGGAGACACCACCAGCUUGCGCCUCCUCUGCAGUGUCAUUGGUGGAACCGCUCCAGCUCAGUGGGAGGACAUCACUGGAACCACCAAGCUGAUGUACGCCCAUAGCUGUGCCAGUUUUACCACCAACGUGUCUGCUAGAUUCUGGCUGGCAGACUGUCCACGUACAGCAGAGGCCGUGACCUUUUCCAACUUGCUGUACAAAGAGCUCAUGGCAGUUCCAUACAUGGCCAAAUUUGUUAUUUUUGCAAAGAUGAAUGAAGCGCGUGAAGGGCGGCUGCGUUGUUACUGCAUGACAGAUGACAAGAUGGACAAAACUCUGGAGCUGCAUGAAAACUUCACCGAAGUGGCACGCAGCAGAGAUAUUGAGCUUAUGGAGGGCAUGCCUCUGCACCUGGAGUGCUCUGGAAACCUGGUGCCGAUCCGGAAGGCCACCCAGCAGCCCCGUAGCUUCAGCUUCCAGGCCUUUAGAGAUAACAGACUGCCUGUUUCAGUUAAGGUCAGAGACAGCAACAAAGAGGCCACUGGCUUUUUGUCUUUCCUGCGAAAAAGCACAAAGUACGAGGAUGCGCAGCACGUGUUGUGUAACCUUAACAUCACUAUGCCACCUUGUGUCAAGGUAGUUGGGAGUGAGGAGCGCAGGCGAACUUUGACCCCUCUUGCUCUGAGAGAACGCUACAGUGCGCUGAAUGAGCCUGGUGUGGCGACAGUGAAUGCCAUAGAGCGGGCUGAGAUCAAAAUCAACCUUGUAUCAGAGCAGCUGGGUUUGAGCUGGGCAGAAUUGGCACGAGAGCUUCAUUUUGGUGUUGAUGACAUCAACAGGAUUCGUGUAGAAAAUCCAAAUUCCCUGUUGGACCAGAGCUCAGCCUUGCUCAACCUGUGGGUCAGCAGAGAGGGCAAAAGAGCCAAGAUGGAGAGCCUGUACACUGCUCUGAAGAACAUUGACCGUGCCGACAUCAUCACAUCUCUGGAGGGUUCGGCUCCAGAGCCAGGACCUGGGUCAUCAGAGGAGGGUGCCUGUCGUCUUGGUGACCAUGACUCCACUAUGCUGUCCCCAAGUGUCAUUAAUGGUUAUGGACUGGUUCAGGAGGAGCUUCUGUCCCCGGCCUCCAUGCAGUACAGCUUGCCCUCUCCGCUGGGCGUGGAGCCCUACUGGCAGGAGGUUUCCAGCCUGGAGUGUGCACCCAUUGCCACCACAGAAGAAGACACUCUAAUGGAGAUGUCAGACGUUCAGGUGUGGCCAGCAGGGGUCAGCCCCUCGCUGGUCACAGUAGAGGACUCGUCUCUAGAUGGCAGCAGUCGGGCUGACGACUCUGAGGGCGCCACACUCUCGUUACCAUGCAGCUUAGGACGCCCAAGCAGUGGAGCCAGUGGGGCCAGUGGUUCCAUCAUGGAGCUGGAAGAAGAAGAGGAGGAGGAGGAGGAGGAGGAAAGGGAGGUUGAGGAGGAGGAGGCACCACAGGAGCCAGCGAGUGCACUGGCUGAAAGGGACAAAGUGAGGGCCAGUGGCGCUGUUCCGAAGGUCAAUCUAAACGGGCAGCUGGGAGGUCAGAGGUCAGACUCAAGGAGAGGGGAGGCCCUGGUGAUGGGAGGAGGCACGAAAGGAGGAGCUGGAGGUGUAGGGUUGGGCUCAGUGGAAGGGAUUUCUCUUGUUGCAGGCCAGCAGGUGUAUGCCCAGCGAAGUGAGCUGAUAGGCCUGAGUCAGCCAGCAGAACACAACGGGGACAACCGGAUGGCAGGAGGUGGUGCGUUUCAACCCUACUUACCAGACAAGGACUCCUUGCAGGGCUGGGUGGGCUCUGUGUCAUCGGGACAUGAUGGGAGCAUUCCAGGCUUGCACAUGACGCAGGAGGCCCUGCUGACUUCGAGAGAACAGAAGGAAGGCUGGUCUGCUGAGGUGCAAGAGCAGGGAAAUGUGCUCGCUAGAAAGGUGGGGGUGGAUGUGAGAAAGGGUGUUCAGUCAGUGCAGCGGACCAAUCUGCGGAGAGUUAAACACUGAAAUACACACACCUCCCAGUCCUUCAGGUAUGGGACACACAACAAGCACUUGUGCAUCCCAGUGCUUGGAUAGUAUCCGCUGGGAGUAAUUUCCCUCUGGAAUUAAUAAAGUGUCGUUGUACCCUGUAAAUGACGACCCAUUGGACUCUGACUGAGCCUAAAUAGUUCCUUUAUAAGCUGCUCUGCUUCACUCAUGUUUACUUUUUGCAACCCUGUUUGCAAAGGGAAAUAAAUGUAGACGUUAAAUGUAGAGUCUUAUUAUUUAAAAACCAUUUGAGCUGCCACAGGACUUAAUGCAAAGGCAACAUAUCAGCUUAUGUCAAGUAAAAUGCCUUUUGGAGAAUUUUUUUUCUCCUUUUUUCUCUUUUCCUUCUAUUUACCUUUUUAUUUUUGGGGCAUUACUGUAUCACAAGAUGCAUGAAAUGUUCAGUGGUCUUGGGGAAAUGUGGGUAAACAGCAACAUAAAGGCUUGCCAAUCUCACUAGAUUCACGUGUGAUUAUGAAAUGUGGAAAAUUCAUAGAACUUAUCAACCUAAAUCUUUUGGAGGAAAGACCUAGACCCACAGAUUCAAGGGCGUGCCAUUGAUGCAAUAAAAGUUCAAUUCGACAUCAUGCCGCUGAAGCCUGAGUCGUACUUCUCGGUCAGCUCAGUUUAGGAGUCGGGCACAUGCAUUGAAGGUAGUGGGCGCAGUUCUUUUCUGGGCUAUCCAGCCAACAUUGCAGUCACGUCUCCAGUCCAUAGCAGUGUAUUAACUAUUAUGUUUAAAGAGGUCCUUUACUCUUUUUUGUACUACAUUUGCAGUGGUCUCUAGCAGGAAUAAAUGCCUGGUGCUCCGGUGCAUCUGUUUCAGCACAGAGAAUUCAGCCAGAGGAGAAAGUAGCUUCAGAGGACAGGAUUUGGAGUUUUAUUUCUAGAUUACUAGACAUUUCGCCUCUGAUUGCAAAGCGAAUUUACCACUGACUCUCUGUGCUCUGCAAUGUUGAUGUUUUAUCUCCACAAAUACAGUAACACAAGCCUGAAGGAGUUCUGCCAUGUGGUGGAGUAGCUAAUGCUAAUAUCUAGCUUAUACAAGCCUUCCCAGUUACAAGUCAAGAUGGGUGAGUCCAUGAAUGUUACGUGACAGUGUGAUGUAGAUCUGUCAGGAUUUUCUAAUCCUAGAGUUUCACCGUCUAUGACCAAUCAUUUUAAAAAAUAAUAAGUAAAAAUGAUUUCUAAGUGGACCCUUAUUUCAGAGACUUCUGAACACAAACAAAUGUGUCCUUCAUUCGUGUCCACCUCUUUAUGCAAUCGCCAUCUCCAAACAAACAUUUUUCAUCAUUUCCAUCCGUGAAAAAAAGGUUUGCUGCGUAUCUUUGUACUCCUUCAGUCACAUGUGUUCAUGUCGUCUGACAUUUUCCCUGAGAUGUUCUUCAAUCUGCUCUUUUUAAUUUUUUUAGAGGGGACGGGUGGUGCUGUUGACUAAUUUAAAGGAAACAGUGUCCUGACCAAUAACAAGCUUGUGGUCUAUGUUGCUUUAGAUAGAUAGUUAAAAAUGUGAGCAUGUUUCUGUCACCAUAUGCGGGUCUGCUGCAGAGGCCUUGCAUCGACACAUAAUGGUGUUUCAUGCCUCCCUACCCACGCAGACAGAGGAGAAUUAUUCAGGUUUUAAUAUUUAUGUAAACACAUUUCAUUUAUUCUGCACCUAAUUUAAAAUGAGACAUUUAAACAAUAUGUUUCUAUGUUAUCUUGGUGUCAGACAAUGGAAAAGUGGGAUGAUUUCAGGGUGUUAACUCUGCAUCUUGCUUGGGCUCAGGCUAGGGGAAAUGGUAUUUUUUUCAUCCUCAAGACCCAUAAAAAAUUCUGCCACACUCAGUAGCUUUACAACCUACAGAAGUUGGCCUUUUUAUUUAUUUUUAAGGUUCAAAUGUUUUUUAAAUCAUCACAUCCCACUUUUAACUCCCUUCUCACCACUUCCAACCCUCUCAGGAAGCUGUAUUGUUCCACUGUCUACAUGUUAAUGUGUAUUUUCAGUAAUU
This is a messenger RNA of Nothobranchius furzeri (turquoise killifish), 8165 nucleotides long. Lineage: Eukaryota; Metazoa; Chordata; Actinopteri; Cyprinodontiformes; Nothobranchiidae. The record is from RefSeq and is a predicted model, not a curated record.